Dicentrarchus labrax (European seabass) is the source of this 2211-nucleotide messenger RNA. RefSeq names its product cilia and flagella associated protein 52 (gene cfap52). Gene Ontology annotation, molecular function: protein binding. Gene Ontology annotation, biological process: cilium assembly. The record is from RefSeq and is a predicted model, not a curated record. The transcript has 14 exons. The coding region runs from base 169 to 2028 and encodes 619 amino acids. Lineage: Eukaryota; Metazoa; Chordata; Actinopteri; Moronidae.
AACAUAACCCAGCUGUUGCUAGGCAACGUCUGUUUGGUGUUACUAACGUUAGUUGAGUUACCGACCGGUUUGAAUAAAUAGUUCCAGCAAAAAUUGAACUUUUCGAUGAAACAAGGCUUUUAUUAACACUUUACUGGAGAAAGAGCGAAUAUAUUCAGUUUUCCAACCAUGGCUCUUGAAACACAUGGCGUGCCUCAACUUGAACUGGAGUCUGUUAUUGGGUUCAAUGGGCGUGUGUUUUCUGGCCUGAGAGUCCAUCCAGACAGAGAGCACCUGAUCUAUCCUCUGGGAUGCACAGUCAUUCUGAAGAGAAUCAAAGAUGGCAAGCAGGAGUUCCUGCAAGGACACACAAACAAUGUAUCCUGUAUUGCAGUGUCCAAACAUGGAUCAUAUAUUGCCUCUGGACAAGUCAACUAUAUGGGCUUUAAGGCUACAGUAAUUAUCUGGGACUAUGCACAGCGAACAAUCUACGCCCAGCUGCUCCUCCACAAGGCAAAGGUAGAGGCACUGGCCUUCUCUCCCAAUGACAAGUACCUGGUGUCCCUUGGGGGUCAGGAUGAUGGCAGCAUAGUGGUAUGGAAUAUUGAGACCAAGCAGGCCAUUUGUGGGAGCCCAGCUUCAGCUCACAGUGCCGGUCACUGCCUCACUGUGCAGUACUCCAACACAAACGACAAUAUCUUUGUUUCUGCUGGCAGUGGAACAUUGCGAGUAUGGGAGCUGGACCUCGUCAACAGGAAGAUCAGGCCCACAGAGUGUCAGACAGGCAAGCUGAAGAGGAUUGUGAAAUGUGUAGAGAUUUCAGAGGAUGAUCAGUUCAUUUACUGUGGCACCACCAGUGGAGACAUAAUGAAAAUCAACCUGAAGACAGGGCUUCUGGGUGAAUGCGGUCCAGUUAAAACAAAAUACAGCCUGGGUGUCAGUGUCCUAAGGAUACUGAAGUCUGGGAACCUGCUUGUGGGAUCUGGAUCUGGCACCUUCACUCUAUGUUCCAGCACUAACUUCAAAACUAUUAAGGAAGUCCAGCUGGAAAAGGGGGUGACCUCCAUCGCUCUAAGAGGAGAGGGCCAGCAGUUCUUUGUUGGGACAGAGGCUGCUCAGAUGUAUCGCUUCAAUUAUGAGGACCACAAAGCUGAACUUAUUUCCACCAGCCACAACAGUGCUGUCAAGGACGUCGUCAUAUGUUUUGGAACGUCUGAAUUAUUUGCAACCUGCUCUGAGGAGGACAUCAGGUUGUGGCACAUAGAUAAGCCCAAAGAGCUGCUGCGUAUCACUGUACCCAACAUGACUUGCAACUCCCUGGACUUCAUGGCCGAUGGACAUAGCAUCAUCAGUGCAUGGAAUGAUGGUAAGAUUCGAGUGUUUGCGCCAGAAAGUGGCCGACUCAUGCUCAUCAUUCACAACGCACACAGAAUGGGUGUGACAGCCAUCGCCGGCACCAGGGACUGCAAGAGGAUCGUUAGUGGAGGGGGAGAGGGGCAGGUGCGUGUGUGGGAGCUGCAGCCACGUGGCCAUCGGCUUCUGGAGACCAUGAAAGAGCACAAAGCCACUGUCACUUGUAUCAAAAUCAAGAGUGACGACAAAGAGUGUGUCACUGCCAGCUCUGAUGGUGCCUGCAUCAUCUGGGACAUAGUGCGGUUUGUGAGUCUUCAAAUGGUGAUCGCCAACACACUGUUCCGGACACUGUGCUACCACCCAGAGGAAUACCAGAUCAUCACCAGUGGCACUGACAGAAAGGUUUCCUACUGGGACGUGUAUGACGGUUGUGCCAUCCGAGAAUUGGAAGGCUCGCAGUCUGGCGCCAUCAACGGGUUGCACAUCUCGCAGGAUGGCAAACACUUUGUGACAGGUGGAGAUGACAAGCUGGUGAAGGUGUGGGACUACAUGGAAGGUGUAGUAACCCACAUAGGAAUAGCUCAUGGUGGCAGUAUCACCAGCAUUAGGCUCUGCUCCAACAACAAGACCUUAAUCAGCACCAGCGCAGACGGAGCCAUUCUCCGAUGGAAGUUUCCUCACCCCCUUUCCUCGUAAUGUGGCAUGUACUCCACAUUAGAAGAAGAACUAGAAGCAACAUAAACGUUUAAUGUAGUACCACCACACUCAUACUCAAAUUUCUCCCUGAUCUUUCCUAUUAGUGAAUGUUCCUAUGAGAAUUCAACAAUCUUACAUUAACAUUGCACCAAAGGAAAUAAAUGUAAUACGAUUAAGCAUCAA